Carassius auratus (goldfish) is the source of this 2666-nucleotide messenger RNA. RefSeq lists its product as uncharacterized. The record is from RefSeq and is a predicted model, not a curated record. Lineage: Eukaryota; Metazoa; Chordata; Actinopteri; Cypriniformes; Cyprinidae. The transcript has 15 exons. The coding region runs from base 116 to 1474 and encodes 452 amino acids.
AGUUAGGAAAUGUGAGGUGCUGUAUGACUACACUGCUGAGGAAGAUGACGAGCUGGAGCUUGUUGUUGGGGAAACAAUAGAGAUUCUAUCAGGGAAUGAGGAGGACGGGUGGUGGAUGGGAAAGAAAAAUAACAAAACAGGACUGUUUCCAUCAAAUUAUGUGAAACAAAUUGACCGUACACAGGACACAGUCUUUCGUCUUCAGAUGUGUCUCGUCUUCUGUCCAAAUGUUCUGAUGUUUCUAGCGUUUGUCCUCUGGGGUGUUUCUGAAGGGUCUCUGUUUGAGUCGGUCUCUUGUUGUGCUCUUUAUUUUCUGAGGCCUCUCUUGUUGCUCUGGACGGCUCCAUAUAUUAAUGAGUUCACAGACAACAUGAAAACAUGGGUUCAGUAUGACAGUUAUGAGACAGAAUAUAUGGUUUUCUCAGCUGUUUUUUAUUCAGUUCUGUUUAAAUCUGCCCUGGACAAGAGUCUGAAUUACACUGGAUUUGAAGGAGUCAUGAUUAUAGUCUUCUUUGUGAUUGUGAUUCUGUUCAACCUCAUCUAUAUUAUUUACUUGUUGCUGAGAUUGAAUGGUAAAGCAAGUGAACGGAUGAUUACUAUAUUCAGUGUUCUGGCUGGAAUCAGUUUUGAUAUUCUGCCUUCACUUCAGUUCAUCCUCAUCUUCUUCUCCUUUGGAUCGAUUAAAGGAGGAUUCAUCAUUGUGGCAGUUUUACCAGUGUUUACCACAGUGACGAGAUACAACUGGAAUGCAGUAUGUGGUCAACAGAUGGGUUGUUCACCUGCGCUCAUGAGAUCAGUGUGGUUAACUCUCAUGAUGCUGAUCAAUGCUGUAUUGGUCUAUUUCUACAUCACAGCUCUGGAAAAUGAAAAGGAUCGUGUCGGAUGGGUCUGUGUGAUUGUGUUUCUCCAGACGCUCUGGACACUGGUCAACUUCACAGCCUCAUUUACAUGGGAUCUUCCCAGUGUCACAGCUGUGUAUGUGUUUGGAUCAGUCGGUGUUGUGUUACUGAACUCUGUUGCUCUGAUGACUGAACUGAUCCUCAAAACAGUUAAUGGUGAAGGAGCGACGGGAGACAUGAGGAUCAUCGUCUUCUCCUCUGAAUUACUCUUCACUUUAAUUCUGAUCAUUUUAAUGGUAUUUGAACCCUGGAUCACACCGUGUCUGCAGUCGUGUACGAAGACAAUGCAGUCUUGUCGAGCUGCAGCCGCUGGAUCACAGAAUCAGGAAUCUCAGAACGCAGGAGCAGAUUCAGCCACUGGAUCGAACCAGAACCAGAGCCAGAGCGAGAGCGAGAGCGAGAGCGAGAGCGAGAACCAGAACCAGAGUCAGAACCAGAACCAGAACCAGAACCAGAACCAGAACCCAGCAGAAGCACAUGAGACGAUUCCUCUAGUGAACACACAACACCAGGAGAACAGCAGGAGCGACGGGACGGAGGAAGCUCAGCCGGAUUCAGUGGUUUCACAAUCAUAAUCAACAGUCAGAGAAAAACACUUGUGAGGAUUUAAGAGUUCAGUCUCAUUCUUCAUCUGUUAUUGAGGCCGUUAUUUAAUGUGUGUUUGCUGUAAAUAUAUGCAGGAUGUCUUUAUAUUGCUGUAAUAGUAAACUACUACAGCAGUAGAAAUGAAACUCAGACUCCUUCAAGAUCAACGGAGAGAAAUCAGUGUUAUAAUAUUAACUUUAAUAAACACAUGUGGAUUGAUGCUGGAGUCUCAAGAUCACAGAGAUCAGUUUCUGUAUCCCACAAUGCAAAGUGUUUCACCUGAUUCUCCAUUUCCAGUGUGAUGACAGAAGCAGAAGUAACUCAGACAGAUGAUGUAUUUCUACUCUAUCUCAGAUGGACUCAUGGGAACAGCUGCACUGUAGUUAGGGUCAAACACUGGAGGAGCUCAGACAUCUACUGUAUGAGUCUAUUGUAGGGAUGUGCGUGACGACUCAUUUUACAGUCGUUUAAACAGACGUUUUGUAUCCGACUAGCAAGAAAAAAGCAAGAACCCCCCAAAAGAUGGUAAAAAAAAAAAAAAAAAAAACUUGUGUGUGCGUGUAUAUAAUAGCCUGCAUUUGAAACACUUAAUCUAUGAAUCACACUGACGAAUCACUCAAUGAAUUCUGCCAAAAAUACGUAACAGUUAUGCUGUUCUCUUGCCUUGCCUUAACAUCAUUUAAUUUUAAAAUUGUGGGGAAGUCGUGGCCUAGUGGUUAGAGAGUUUGACUCUUAUCUGUAAGGUUGUGGGUUCGAGUCUCAGGCUGGUAAUACCACGACUGAGGUGUCCUUGAGCAAGACACUGAACGUGUGUGUGUGUGUGUGUGUGUGUGUGUUCAGAUGGUUUGAUAGAUGCUAUGAUAGACUGCACUGUAAGUAUCUGCUGAAUAAUGAUCUGAUCUGUGUUUAACUGUAUCAGUAUCUCUGUUAUAUUGAUCAUCUGUGUUUACAGAAACACAUUACUGUAAUGUGAUCAUUUAUUGAUCACUAAUAUCCCCUGUUUAGUAAAUCUGGCCCUUACUCCAUGUAAUUUAUUAAAUAAUGUAUCACACACACACACACACACACACAGCUAAACACACACACAUACACUUGUGACACACACAAAUAUUUUGACAUAUAAAUUCAGAGUAAAAUCAUAGACACACGUUUUAUUUUCUUGCCGUUUUUCUUUUAUAUAAA